Molecule: messenger RNA, 8819 nt
Organism: Labrus mixtus (cuckoo wrasse)
Lineage: Eukaryota; Metazoa; Chordata; Actinopteri; Labriformes; Labridae
Gene: gatad2b
Product: GATA zinc finger domain containing 2B
Exons: 11
Coding region: 359-2371 (670 amino acids)
Biological process (GO): negative regulation of transcription by RNA polymerase II
Cellular component (GO): NuRD complex
Molecular function (GO): sequence-specific DNA binding
Source: RefSeq, a predicted model, not a curated record
CCAGACACAGACAACAACAUACUACCACCCAAUCAGCGCUCUCGCUUGCUCCGCCGCGGAAAUGACCGACCAAUGAGCGAACAGAGUUCGUUCAGACCCUACCAAUCAGCUGUCUGUCUGGGUCUUCUGGGGAAACCAACAGCGAAUCAGUCGCUAGUCUGGGCUUCACGGAGUCACAGCUUGACCAAUCAGCGCUCUGUCUGGCUGCACCGAGGGGGCGACCGUCUGCCGAGGCCCAAUCAGCGGCUCAGUGCUGCCUGCCGGUGCCGGGGACUGGUGGUGAGGAGCCCGCUGCAGCGCGUCAGGACCGGACCGUGAACCCGGAGACGGUACACACCGAGCCGAAAGGAGACACAGGAUGGAGCGGAUGUCUGAGGAGGCGCUGAGGCUCAACCUGCUGAAGCGAGGUCUGGAGUCGCCCAGCGAGAGAGAGGAGGCGCUCGCCAAACGCCUGAAGAUGGAGGGCCACGAGGCCAUGGAGCGCCUCAAGAUGCUGGCCCUGCUCAAACGCAAAGACCUGGCCGACCUGGCGGCUCUGGACGUGGCGGGGCCCCUGGGGGACGGGAAGGGCCCCGGAGCCAGCUCCCUCCACCACCAGAGCCUCAUGGGGGCCGCGUACGAGGAGAAGAUGAAUGGUAGUCUGAGGCUGGGGGGCCACGGCGGCCAUGUUGGACCCAGUAAGAACGGGAAGGAGAACAUGAUGGACGAGCCGGUGGACAUGAGCGCCGGGAGGAGAUGUGAAACAGACCACGACAGACGGACUCCGUCUCCAGACGUCAUCAUCCUGUCAGACAACGAGGCGUCCAGUCCCAGGACGACACCUCGACCCGAGGAGCGCCUCCACCAGGCCAACCUGGACAUGUUCAAGGGGAAGACAGGCGAGGAGCGGCAGCAGAUGAUCAAAGCUCUGAGGGAGGAGCUGCGUCUGGAGGAGGCUCGUCUGGUUCUCCUCAAGAAGCUGCGACAGAGUCAGAUGCAGAAGGAGAACGUGGUGCAGAAGGUCCCGGUGGUCCAGAACGCGGCGUCCUCCGUGCAGCCCCCUCCCCUCCACAGCUCUGCUGGUCUGGGGAAGCUUCCUGUGAGGCCGGGCAUGCACAACCCAGAGCCCCAGAACCUCCGCAACGCACAGGGUCACACAGUCAUCAGGUCAGCAGCCAACGCCAACCUGCCGCCCAUGCUGAUGUCACAGCGAGUGAUCGCCCCAAACCCCGCCCAGCUGCAGGGCCAGAGGAUGUCCUCCAAACCCGGGAUGUCCCGCUCCAGUAUGGGCAACACCGUCAGCUACCAGCAGGCCAGCCAGCAGGUGGCAGCCUCUCAGCGCUCAGGCUCCAGUGCCAUGUACAUGAACCUGGCCCACAUGCAGGCAGCUGCAGCAGCAGGCGGGGUAGGCGGCGGACUGGGCGGAGCCUCAGCCGUCAGCCCGUCCAACAUGUCGGGCUCUGCAAGUGGAGGCGUGAGCUCGAUGGCCGACCAGGCGAGCAGCCAGGCAGCCGCCAAGCUGGCCCUGAGGAAGCAGCUGGAGAAGACCCUGCUGGAGAUCCCUCCACCCAAACCCCCCGCCCCCCUACUCCACUUCCUGCCCUCCGCCGCCAACAGCGAGUUCAUCUACAUGGUGGGCCUGGAGGAGGUGGUGCAGAGCGUGCUCGACAGUCAGGGUAAACUCAGAGGGACGCUGGCCCGCAUGGAGCCGUUCUUCUGCGCCCAAUGCAGAACCGACUUCACGCCCCACUGGAAGCAGGAGAAGAGUGGGCGGAUCCUCUGCGAGCAGUGCAUGACGUCCAAUCAGAAGAAGGCUCUGAAGGCGGAACACACCAACCGGCUGAAGAACGCCUUCGUCAAGGCUCUGCAGCAGGAGCAGGAGAUCGAGCAGAGGCUGCAGCAGCAGGCGGCCCUCUCCCCGAGCUCGGCCGCCACCGGCCCCAACGCCUCCAAGACUGACUCCAUGAUCCGACAUCAUGCCCUCCGCCAGUUUCUACCAGAAACGGUGCUACCGUUCCUUUUGUCUCGUCCCCAGGCCCCGCAGCCUCAGGCGUCCAUGCAGCGAGGUCUGUCUAACUCUGCGCGGGGCGUCCUGUCUAACUUCGCCCAGGCCUCCCAGCUGUCGGUGGCCAGCAGCCUGAUGGGGAUGACCAGCGCCAAGCACUGCGGCAGCGGAGGAAGCGGCAGCAGCAACAGAAUGCAGCACGACAGCCGCCGCCAGAUCUACAACAUCCCAGGUAACCAACAAACGGGAUGGUUAAAUAUCGCCUACCUGAACCCGGCGGCGGUCGGCGCCCAUAAGGGCUCCAGCUUAGCGGACCGGCAGAGAGAGUACCUGUUGGACAUGAUCCCGCCACGAUCCAUAUCGCAGUCCAUCACCGGACAGAAAUGAGCCCCGCCCACCUGCCCCUCCUGAAGCCCCACCCCCUGUUCUCUCCUCCUACCCCCAAACUGAAGCACUCCCAGAUCAAACACCCCUCCCCACCCCCCCCAUCGCAUGCAGUGCCUGUCCGUGUGCCUACCUGAACCAACCCACGAGACCCACCGAGUCGGACAAAGACACUAAACUGUCAGUGCAUCUCAAACGUUCUUAUUCUAGUAAAAAUCUUCUUCGUCAGCGUUGUUUAACGAUUAUAAUUCCCAUUAUUAUCGCUGUUGGUAGCACUAUUAUUAUUAUUAUUAUUAUUAUUAUUCUACCUGAAAGUACCAUUUCUGCUUCAGUUGUUUUUGAAUUUUUCUUUUUUUUUUCUUUUUGUGUUUGGUCCUUUUUUUUUUUUUCUUUUUUUUCCUGCCGUCUCUUGGUGGAGCGACGAGGAUCAUCGUACAGCCUCUAGGCCUCGGUCACUUAGGAUUUAUUUCUCCUGAUUAUAAGGCUCACACGUGACUAUUGCUAGUAACAGAAGAUCAACAGGGUGCAUUCUGGUUGCUAUGCAACAUAAAGUUUGAAGCUUUGUAAAAAGUGUUAGCUCGCUAACUUGAAGAGACAAAGUGGAAGAUGUUGACGACAGAAACGGACCGGGUAGUUACGGCUCUGCUCGCUCUUGAAAAGAGGACGGAGAGUCUUUCACUUGUUUCAUCUCGUGGUGGAAAGGGUCAAAAAGUUCACGAUCCAGAGGAGACCCCGCCUACAUCAGAGCGACCAACUAGAGAAUGACUGACAGACGGUGCAGAAGAAUCCUGUGUGAUCAUCCGGCAUCAUCUUCAUCGGUUUCUUCAUUUCAGCCUCUCUCCUGCUAGCAGCUGUUAGCGGGUGUUAGCGAUGGAUGUACGCGGGACAAUCUUUGAUAAUCAGGACAGAAACGUCCCCGACUGUUCGCUCAGACUCCGGCUCAGGGGAGCCGACGGGCCGGAGGACGAUCCAGUAUUCACAGAGGAAGAAAUGAGUGAAUUCUCCCUCCAUCUCAUCUCACCUCCUUCCCCCUAACUCCCCCCUUCCUCCCUCCCUCCCUUUGGUUCUACAGUAUGCACAGACUGAACCCUUUUGGCUCCUCUCGGCAUCACACGUUCUUGAGAAAGUGGAAAGAACUUCAAUCUGAAGGCGGAGACACAUUUUGUGCGUCCGAACCACAGAUUAUGUACCUAAAAAACCUGGAGAAUCCGGGUUUCCUUUUCUUGUUAUAUUUUAGAUUGUUUUCUGAUUGUCCCCCUCCUAUUUCCUCCUCCCGACUUUCUUUCUUUUAAUUUUCGGUUUGUUCAUUUCUUUGUGUUUUUUUGCGGCGUCUCCAGAUGAAUUUGGGGGGGGGCGUACCUAAGAGGUAUCAGCCCCCGGAGACGAUAAUAAUCAACAUAGCUAAAAACAGACACUAUUGAAAUAUCUGUAUGGAUUAUGUAUAGGUACCUAGCUUCAGAGGGAAAAAAAGGAUGUGGAGUAUAUCUUUUAUGAGAGAGAGACACGGAUCAAUCAUUGUGUGCACGCUCUGCACACGCGUCGCCUCACUCCAGAGGAGCACUUUGCAUAUUUCCAAUUGGAAAACUUUUUUUUUUUUUUUUUUUUUUUAAGAUCAAAAGAAUGUUACAGUAGAGAGCGGUCUGGGUCUGAAUGCUGGAGAUGUCCUGAAUGUUGUGGAUGAUGAAAGAUGUCAUUCUGAUUUCCUCUGCCGGUGUUGGUCUCUGUUAACGUUGGACCUCAGUCUCAGUUUGGACUCAUGUGGAUCAAAGCUGCUGCUGGUCUGAUCAGAUGUUCAGUCAGUGUUCAAUCCCUGAAAAAUCAGUCGGUGUAAGACAAGUUCCUCCCCUUCUCAAUGCAGGAGUCAGAGGUUUGAGGCCAAACAAAUCCAUCAUGAGAUCUGAGAUUACUGAAAUAGUGUUUCCACUGCAGGAGCUUUCUUUAGGGACUAGGAACCUUUAGAGGGAUCACUGUCCAAAUGUAGUGCCAGGGACAUUUUUAAAUUCUCGUAGGUUGGGUAAACACGGUAUCAUAGUACAAAUGUGGUGGUGGAAAGUUAUCACACACCUUAAGAGUUAUGAAUUCUGUGCUCACACCCAACGGUCCUAUCAUAACACAUAACGAUCCAAUCGUGCUCACACCCAACGGUCCUAUCAUAACACAUAACGAUCCAAUCGUGCUCACACCCAACGGUCUGAUCGUGCUCACACUGUUAAAUCAGGACGGAGCAUUGACAAGUGUCAAUAAGGUUUCCUUUGAGAACUCCCACAGACGGAAGCUGAAGUCAGAAACGAAGGAAGUUGAAGUUGCUCGUUUGUAUCUCAAAGGAGAGCCAUGUAUACUUGGCAUGCUUGCUGUUGCCACAGCUCGACAGACCCGGCUUCCUAAUUUCUCGGCAUGUCACCAUGGCGCUUUCGUGGCGCUGUUUCGCCAUUUUCAAGAGCAAUCAGGAAAAAAAAAGAGCCCUGCAGUUGGGAAUUCAGCUCUAUGCUCUGCUCUCACUUUGCGAGCGUGUGCAGUUGUACGACCAAACUUUCUGACAUGCCAGAAAUGCUCUCUCCGGUGCUCUCUCCCACCUUUAAACGGCACUUGAAACAACAUGUGAUAGGGGCUGAAAUUCAUUCCCUGUGACUCUAAAAUCACGUCAUAAACGGCCUCAUAUAGUGCAGUGUAAGUCCGUCCUAAAAGUCCCUGCUCGGGGGGAAAUACUUUAGCAGAGGGGCCUUAAACACUGAGCAUUACUGAUUAGUUAAAAAUCACCAAACACAGUCUUUGAACACAGUGGAAACAUGGAGAAUGACAACCGUGAGAAAGCAUUAGCCCGAAAGUGGGUUUUCUUUCUGUAAUUCUAACAACAAAAAAGGCCUGACUGUGGUGAGACAUUCAGGCAAAGGUUCAUUUUUGACAUGAGACCAACACUGUUGCGGAGCACUACAGGUCAGUGUUUGUUUGUUUUACCUUCAUCCUCAGUCUCUGUUCAGGUUGCUGGUUACUUCUCGUUACAGUUCAGUCACUCGCACACUUUGAAUCGUCUUUAAAUUUGACCUGUUCUUCUGAUCCCUGUUUAAAAACUCACAGACAGUGUUAUAAAGCUGGACCCUCAAACUAAACGUGGGCAAAGUUUCAGAUCAUGAGGUAAACGUGUGUUGGAGUAAUCCCAGGAUGAGUCUGCAGAGGGCGCUAAACUGCUCGUUCUGCAAAUCACACGAUAGUUCCCCGAUAUGAAACCAAGAAUUUCACCAGACGGCUUCAAGCGUCUACAUAAGCCAUUGAAACCUCUCACAUAGACUCAUUUAAAUUAUUUUCUGAAAUUGAAACUAAGGCACUUCUUAUGGACGACCGUUGAUUAGCCGCUCAGCUAACGAGCUUAGCUAGUUAACAAAGCAGCACUUCUGUAUUCACCGCACUUGUUUUCAUUGCUCAGUGUUGGUUGUCAUGGAGACCUUCUGUCUGCAGCUCUGAAACUCGAUCCUGUUGUUUUUCCGAAUCUGUGUGAGAGGCAAACAUUAGUUCUUUGUUCGAAGCUGAGCUAAUGCUAAUGCUGUUAGCGUCUUAAAGCUAGACAUGUUUUUGGACGAGGCUCCAUUGGAUAGAAGAUGGAUCUAAGUUCUCUGUCUGAUCUAUCUCCAUGUUAUCUCAUUGAUCCUGAUCAUGGACCGUGUAUAAGAGGACAACAUUGCUGACUCUUGUCGGAACUCAGCCUCGGGUUUGGCAUUUUGUUUUUACUGAGCCAGAAGUGAACAUCAUCGAAUGAGAGGCUGGAGCUGGUGAGAUUUUCAGGGUGUCUUUUUGUUCAACUAAACGCUGAAGACUUUUCUUAAGACACCAUGGUAACAACUUGUCGAUCACAAUAAGACCCGCCCUAAAUCCUGCCCUACUUUCUGGUUUUUCAGACUAUAAUUUGGACCAUAAUUUACAAAAGAUGAGCAUCACGCUGUAUCAAAGACGACUUGGAACUAAAGAUUGAGAGCAUAAACUUGUUGGAAAAAUGUUUUCCUGAGGGGAUAAAUCACCUGAGAAGACGUAGAGCCACGUUCUCAGCGGAGUCGCCCCCUGCUGGACACACUAAAAACUACAGGUUCAGGGCACUUCUGCACGGCUCCACUUUAGAAAUGUUCCCGUCUUAUACGCGGCCUCUGGUCCUAAGUUUGUUUCAUUCAGGAGUGUCUGAUUCUGAAGUCCAAACUACAACCUGAUGUCAUUUCCUGUGCUCAUCAUGCUACACUCUGUGUGCACACGUGUUUGUGUCUGUCACAUGAGCGCGUUCUGCUUCAACACAAUCACUCUGCAGAUAGAAACCCAGACCUGCCGUCACCGUCUUGAGAAUGAACCGAUAACUUGAAACUACCUAGGAUGAAAUCACAGAUGGUAAAAACAUUUUUCUAAUCUUGUAAAAAAAAUCCGUUUUCCCUCUUUUUGAAACGGUUUGAAUCGGAUGUAUGAAUAUAUUUUCAUGUUUUUAACGUCUGGGCGAAACAUUUUUCUGCCGGUCACGAUUUGUUUUCAGCAGUUUUUCCUCAUGCAUCUUCGUUGCAGCCAAGCUGAAAGUGAAAAUGAAGAACUCCUGUCUCUCUGAUCCUUCGCAGAUGCAUCCACACACCUUCGUAUUCGGACCGCAGAGUCUUCUCAAAUUUUAAAUUUUUUUUAGAUUUCAAAAGUCAUUCUUUUCUCCUCGAUUGAGUUCUUGUUUUCUUUCUAUCGCAGUUUAAAAAAAAAAAUAAACAAAUGUAUUGAUUAUGAAAUAAAUGACACGAUAUUUGCUAGGUUUGAAGUAAUAAUGACUUAUUGUACAUAAGCAUUUUUUUUCCUCCCUUGUACUGAAAAAAGAAAUUAAAUGGUUGUAUAUUGUGUAGAAAAGCAAACAAAAAGCCAUGAAUAUUGUGAAGCUUGUCAUUUCGUUUUGUGAUCACUGUGUAUUAUUGUGUAACAAAUGUGCAAAAUGUUUGGGAUUCUCUUUUUUUCUUUCUCUCUCUCUCUCUCUCUCUCUCUCCCUCCUCUGCUUCUCCAACGCUCCCUGGAUUAGUCGCCUCGCUGCAGGACGAGUUUGAAAGUUUGCAGGAACGUUUUUCACUGAUUCGGGGAAAGUGAGUCUGCAGCCUGUUAAACAUCGGAUCGUUUCCUUUGUUGUCUCUCUGAUGCUUGACAUCCGAGAGUCGUUUACUCAACUCGCUCUGGAUUUAAGCACUUUGAAUGUGGCGCUGUGAGGAUCCGCUUUUACCCGUCUGAUCCGGGUCAAAUCCCGGCGAUCUCUGUCCCCGCAGAUUCAGCCAGUCGUUGAACUUUAAACAUUUCAGACUUGUAAAGAUCUUCCACCAGAGAGUUUUAAAACCAACAUUUAAGAAGUCAAUAGUAACAGAUUAUUAAAUCCAAAUGUUGGGAAGAGGAUACGAGAGGAUGUGAAAAAUGUACUCGAGUUUAAGCUCUGAGUUUUUGAUUGAAACUCACCGGCAGCGCUGCUCUGUUGCGACCCGGCUGCCUCGUGCUUUAUGGCUGCAGCCCAAGACAAACCUCCCUCUUUGUAGGACAAAAAAGUUCAUCUUGUUCUUCAUCAGACUCAAACUUCAGACUAUAUCCCCAAAAGCAAAUCUACAAAUCCUGACGUCAAACUCAGAAUCCCGACUUUGAUUCUCAGGAUUCAGACUUUUAACGUCUGGAUGUUCGACAUUGAACUCAGAAAGCGUCUUAAACAUGUCACACGUUGCGUCGAUCCUCCUCCAUAAAAAUGAUUUGGAUUGGCUACAUGUUGAAUUACAUGAACAGUGUUGGUAUCAGAGUUUUUGACGCUCUAAGCCCGGUAUUCUGCGGGCAGCGCUCGAAGCCUGACGUGUCUGAGAAAUGUCAAACGGGGUUCAAUUGGAAGUCAUUUAAAAGUUUUUGAUGAGCCAUAAUUGAAGUGAAAUCUUCAAAUCACAAAAAGCUCUUUAACAGCUUCACUUUUGAAUUGGUGUCUAAAGAGUUAAAAGUCUUCUGUUGAGGUGCAGCGGCCAUGUUUGAACUCUCGCUCGGACGUAAUGAACCGACUCUGAAUCAGUGACGACUUCCUGCAGACGUCGCUCCUCUCUUUGGCUUUCUCUUCUAUCAGUUGUCGCUCAAACAGGGACACAACAACAUCGGUUUUUAUAAUCUGACCCGUAGAAGCGUUUCUUCUUCUUCUUUCUUUUUUUGCAUAAUGUAGACAAAAGUUAAACGACCUUCUGGGGAGGCAGAAACAGACAAUUUGAAUCGAAUGCAGAAGAAUUGAAGUCCAUUUUGUUUUGCUGACAUCAAUCCUGACCUUUUGCACAUACUUGAUAUUUAACGGUCUUCAAAAAAAAGUCAAAAGAAAAUAAUGCUGUUUGAAUACUGCCAGUUGAUUGACAAUUAUGCAUUGAUUGAAAAAAUAAGCUAAUUUUGGAGGAAAUAACUUUGUAAUAUUUAUCUCUUGCAAGCUAUGUUUAAUAAAGGUUGAAACAAU